Solanum lycopersicum (tomato) is the source of this 899-nucleotide messenger RNA. RefSeq lists its product as uncharacterized. Gene Ontology annotation, cellular component: membrane-bounded organelle. The record is from RefSeq and is a predicted model, not a curated record. NCBI's taxonomy places the organism in Eukaryota, Viridiplantae, Streptophyta, Magnoliopsida, Solanales, Solanaceae. Gene Ontology annotation, biological process: protein N-linked glycosylation.
UGUUUAGUCGUAAAUAUGGGUAAUCAAAUAUAUUAUUUUUGUUUAACUCGUUUUCGAUCCGUCACUUUUGACCCGACCCGACCCGACCCACCAUUUACCACUCCUCCUUUACUUAACUACUUGAAAAACAGAUUCACAGCCGUAGUAGAGGCUUUCAACACUUCGAGUCUACGCGAGAUCAUCUCAUAUUCUCUCAAAUUUAUUGAAGAAAUGGCUCAAUCAGCAAAACCGAUCUCGAGUCCAGUACCUGAUGCGUGGUACCCAACCCUAGCAGUGUUCAUGCUUGCAAUUGGUCUUGUUGUAACUGCUUCAUUUUUCAUCUAUGAAGCUACUGCUCCGAGGAAAUACCGUAGUCUUGCAAAGGAGCUUGUAACAGGGACAGUAGCGUCUGUUUUCUUGGGUUUUGGAUCCUUGUUUUUGCUACUUGCUUCCGGCGUAUAUGUUUGAUCCAUCUACAUGGAUAGAGAUAUGAAGUUUUUUACUAAUGUUUCUACAUGAACGGUUUUGAGUACUGCUGUGAUUUUAUAUGACUUAUCGUUGAAGACCGUAUCUAUAGAACUGAUUAUUAUCACCUAGUCUAGUCUGAGAAUUUAUUACUUAAUGGCAAGCAUUGGAGAACUAGUUGAAAAUUUUCUGAGGUACAAGAAAAUACUUCUUAUGAUCAAUUACUUUAUAGAACAAAAAUGAGUGUAUCCCUUUGUUAUGUUUUUUCUUGAGCCACGGGUUUAUUGGAAACAACCUCUUUACCUCCUGAUGCAGGGGUAAGGAUCCCUUUGCUUGGGUUUAUUGGAAACAACCUCCUUACCUCCUGAGGCAGGGGUAAGGAUCCCUUUGCUUGGGUUUACCAACAAAAAAACUAUACAGUCGAAGUCUCUCUAUAAUGACGUUGUUUGUUUGUA